Molecule: messenger RNA, 429 nt
Organism: Parathielavia appendiculata
Lineage: Eukaryota; Fungi; Ascomycota; Sordariomycetes; Sordariales; Chaetomiaceae
Product: kinesin light chain
Exons: 1
Coding region: 1-429 (142 amino acids)
Molecular function (GO): protein binding
Source: RefSeq, a predicted model, not a curated record
AUGGCCAACCUGGCGUCGACGUACAGCAACCAGGGCCGGUGGGUGGAGGCCGAGAAGCUGUUUGUGCAGGUGAUGGAGACUCGCAAGACGAAGCUCGGGGCCGAUCAUCCCAAUACGCUGAGCAGCAUGGCCAAUCUGGCGUCGACGCUUUGGAACCAGGGCCGGUGGGAGGAGGCGGAGGUACUACAAGCCAAAGCACUUGAACUGUGUUCGAAGAAGCUAGGUCAACGGCACCCCGAUACUCUGAUCGGUAUGAACAAUCUCGCCUUCAUUUGGAAGGACAUGGGUCGCCACGAAGAUGCCCUUGGCCUACUACAAACUUGCUUUGAUCUCCGGCAACAGGUAUUAGGCGUCGAUCAUCCGUACACCGUGUCUACGCUGUCAACUCUAGAGGCAUGGCGAAAGGAGAACGAACAAUCAGUAGUGUGA